This is a messenger RNA of Oncorhynchus tshawytscha (Chinook salmon), 2267 nucleotides long. RefSeq names its product stimulated by retinoic acid gene 8 protein homolog. The coding region runs from base 297 to 1343 and encodes 348 amino acids. The record is from RefSeq and is a predicted model, not a curated record. Lineage: Eukaryota; Metazoa; Chordata; Actinopteri; Salmoniformes; Salmonidae. Gene Ontology annotation, biological process: meiotic cell cycle; cellular response to retinoic acid. The transcript is spliced from 9 exons.
CUUCAUCAAAAGUUGCUAAAAAAAAAAAUGGUUUUAUUUUUUUAAAGAAGCUAAAUUGGAUGCUAGGUGCAGUUUGAUUAUUUUUUUUGCUAGGGUACUCUGAAAAGUUGCUAAAUCUAGCAACAAAUUUGCUAAAUUGGCAUCACUGAUCUCAAUCCUGCCGGUUGAUGAGACGGUUCAUGUAGCCACAUCCUGCACGAAAAAUCACACACACUAUAGAUACUUUCCCAUAACAAUUUAACAGAAAACGCGGACAGUUUGUUAACAUACAUUUUUAUAAAGUAUUUCAAAAAAGGAUGUCCAGACGAGGUUGUACCGGUCCGACCGGGCUCCGGAGGAAACGGGACAUGGAGGAGCACCAGAAGGAGAGAAGACGGGCUCUGCAGGCCCGACACCGGGCCACCCUGGCCACCCUGUUCGAGACACUCAACACCGUGGUCUGCCCCACAUCCAACAAGAUGCCUGCUAAGUGGAAGAUCUUGGACCACGCCAAAGGAUUUCUGAAAGAGCAGGAAGCCCACCUGAGCAGACUGAUGCUCCUGAAAGGGAUAUUCCUCGGUAAUGAAGACGGGCCGUGCAGCUUGGAGGAAGUGAGGGCAGAGUACCGGAGGCUGCAGUCACACAGCAGCUCCCUGCGCUCCAGAAGACCUGGUGGCCACAGACGUCAUGGCGGGGCUGACGGAGAGGACCUGACUGAGACCAGUGAGGAAGACUCUGAGGAGGAGACUCUGGAGGACUCCGCCCCCUCUCAGACCUCCAUCAACUCUCUAACCAACAUCCUGGAGUUUGAAGGGUACUUGUUGUUCUACAGACAGACACUGGAGAAGUUGGUUUGUAGCGGUGUGCUGAGCCCGGGACAGACUGGUCUGGCUGUAGUAUCUGAAGCUAUCUCAGGCCUGUGGGAUAGCUUCUCUCCAGAGCGCCGGGCAGCCUACCAGACCUGUCCCCCCCAGCAGAGCACCCUGGGCUGGGAAGGGCCGCCAGAGACACCCCCUACUCCUGUUCCAGACACCCACCUCCACCUCACGCUCCAGCCCUCCACUCAGGCAAACAGCCAGGGAGCCUCUUCUCCUUCUAGCUAUGAAGAGGACCUGCUUCAGGAUGCCUAUGAUGUGGUGAAGAAAGAGAUGGACUCCACUUCAGACCACAGUCCUGUCCUGGCCUCUCCUCAGUGUGGGGACUUUGACAAGCUCCGGGAGAUCUAUAAGGACAUCAUGUGUUUCGUCAAGACUCAGAUGGUGGAGAAACCAGAACAUAACCAGGACGUGUGUCUGUCUGCUAUGCGGGACCGUGAGGAGAUCUUUCUCCAGUGCUCCGAGUCCUUCGACAGUGAGGACAUGUGAAUCACAGGAGGCUGCUGACGGGAGGACGGCUCAUAGAAAUGUCCGGAAACGAAGCAAACUGAAUCACAUCAAACACCCGGAAUCCAUGGAAACCAUGUGUGAUAUAUUUAAUGCCGUUCCACCGAUUCCGCUCCUGGCAUUACCCACAAGCCUGUUCACCAACUUCCUGUUUCUGGGACCAAUCAGAACAGUUAGAAUGUGUUUGAUAUAUUUAAUGCCGUUCCACCGAUUAACCUGUUAACCAACUUCCUGUUUCUGGGACCAAUCAGAACAGUUAGAAUGUGUUUGAUAUAUUUAAUACCGUUCUCCCCAAUUAACCUGUUAACCAACUUCCUGUUUCUGGGACCAAUCAGAACAGUUAGAAUGUGUUUGAUAUAUUUAAUACUGUUCCACUGAUUCAGCUCCUGGCAUUACCCACAAGCCUGUUCACCAACUUCCUGUUUCUGGGACCAAUCAGAACAGUUAGAAUGUGUUUGAUAUAUUUAAUACCGUUCCCCUGAUUCAGCUCCAGUCAUUACCCACAAGCCUGUUCUCCUCAAUUAACCUGUUCACCAACUUCCUGUCAUGUGAACACCUAUUAGUGUUUGUUCCUGGUGACAUGAAAGACACAUUGUGUUGCUUUGUUGAUAAAUGAUCACGUUUUGGGAUUUGUUUUUAUAAAUGUUCAGCUUUUCCACACGUUUAUUGUUCCAGACAUGUUUUAUAAUCUGGUUCAAAUCAUUCAUCUGCCUUUUUAGUCCAUUAAGAAUCGGCAUUUUGUCCAGCCAGUCUUUCUCUGUGUAUUAAGCCUCAGAGAGGGAUGAGGGUCUCACAGUGUCCAGCAGCGGUGCCCAAACUAAGGGUCGCGACCCCCAUGUGGGGACGCCUGAUGUGAAAACGAGGUUGCGGAAGAAUUUCCAAAAAUCCUGAAAAUAAAAUUUAAAA